Messenger RNA from Lolium perenne, 1035 nucleotides. RefSeq lists its product as uncharacterized. The record is from RefSeq and is a predicted model, not a curated record. Lineage: Eukaryota; Viridiplantae; Streptophyta; Magnoliopsida; Poales; Poaceae.
CAAAAAACCAGCUUCGUCCCUCAUCUCUGGAUCCGAUCCCAAUUUCAAACCUGAGGCAGCUGCUUGGCCACCUUCUCAGCAUCAAAGAUGAAGAUGUCCAAGGCCCCACAGCUCCUGAAGAAGGCUGCGGCGAUGUGCAAGAGCAAGACAAGCGUGCUCGCAGGCAGGCUGCUGGUCCUCGCUGCGCUCCAGCGCCGCAGGAUGACAUCUGCCACUGUAAUCUCUCACAAGAUCCAUGCGCUCGUUGUGGCUGACCGGCAGAGAAUGGACUGCCGCAAGGCACUCAUGCUGCAAAACGCCGAGAGGAGACCGGCCGUCAUCCAUGGUGGUGACAUGGCUUCCGAUCUCUCUCACCAAUUGGCUCUGUUCGGUCAGGAAACUGGUCAUGGUGGCUGUCUCGACUGGACACUGCACCCCAUCUUCAGCGACGAUGAAAACUCCUACACUGAGGAUUCUGAAGACGAAGACGAUGGUGAUGUGCUACUCGAUGCGUGCCAUGAUGAUGACGAUGAGCCAUCGGUCAUGGACGUUAUCAGGAUCAACCGAGAGGUAGAGGGUUUGGAGUUCAACAUGGAGGAGGAGAUUGACGAGGCUGCCGAUAUGUUCAUCAGGAGGUUCCGGCAGCAGUUGAGCAAGAGCUUUUAGUGUCCUCGCAUCGUUGCAACGGCCUAGGGUGUUGCCUUUUUUGUUGAGGCACCCACAAAUUAGAAUUUUUUGGAGGAAUCAAUACAAGUAGGAAUUGAUACUGAGCACAUGAAUGAUCCUUUUAGUCCUUUUUCUUGAAAAAACUUCUCAAAGAUCUAACACCUGCGAAUUAUAGAUCCAUCUCCACUAUUGGAAUCACGUUUUCUACCCACCAUCCUCAUACUUCCCGAGUGUAUUUGUGGGGCACAUGGUAAAUACAGUUAUUAUUUACUAAGUGUAAAAUACAAAACACUUGGUAAUUUUUUAUCUUUACCAACUGCUUUCCUAUCGAAGGCAAUGUAAAGAUUUAGUACCUCAGUAAAGAAGUGGACAUGUGUCCAUCUUAACCUC